AUGCAAAAUCAAUCGGUCCUAUUUGUGACGUUGGGCGGCCUAGAGCUGUAUUCCCUGGUGAAGAAUCUAGCGGUCCCGAAUGUUCCUGCUGAAUUGCCGUUCGAGAAGUUGAAAUCCCUAUUACUGGACCACAUUCUCCCAGUGGAUUUUCAGGCCACUGAACGGGCCAAAUUCUAUUCAGUGAUCAGAGCUGCCAACAUGCCGUGCCGUGAAUUCAUCCUUCAGUUAAACAAACAGGAGCUAGAAUGCAACUAUGGUGGUCGAUUGGAAGAACAACUUUGUGAUCGUCUCGUUACCGGAAGAAACAACAUCUCAUUAAAACGUAAGAUGUUGGAAAAGAAAGACAUCACGUUUGCUGAGGCUCGAAAAAUCUGUGAGCAAAGUGACGAUUUGUGUGCUGCCACAAAUGUGUUAUUCCAUCGGCAAUCAACGAAACCAUUAUGUGACGCACCCAAUCUUCAACAUUUGCCCUACGUUCCUCAAGUACCCAGUUCAAGCCAAGCACAACCGAAGGCUGCGACCAACCGCUGCUUUUCAUGUGGUGAAUACCACCUUCGUUCGACUUGUCGAUUCCGCAAUGCCACUUGCCAUACAUGCGAUGAGAAUUCAAGCCCAAUCUACACGCUGCAGACCGCUGAACCCAACAACCAGUUCGUGUUCGCCCCACUGAGGUUCGAGUCUGGUGUGGAGCAUCGAUUCAUCAUGGACAUAGGAAGCAGCGAAUCUAUCCUACCGAAAUCAGCACUCAAUGCGAUUUGUCCCAAUGCUAUUCUAGCCCCGACUUCAGUGCGCGUUCAUGGGGUUACUGGCCAUCAGUUGCAAUUACUUGGCGAAACGAUGUUGUGCGUUCAAUGUGAAUCCGAUGUUACAAUCCCAAUCCGAUUCCUGGUAUCAGCCUACAGUCCGUCUAUUCUGGGCCUGCGACCAAUGCGGCUACUACAAGAACCAAUCACACUACAUACCAACAAUGAUAAACCAAUCAUCUAA
Molecule: messenger RNA, 987 nt
Organism: Echinostoma caproni
Lineage: Eukaryota; Metazoa; Platyhelminthes; Trematoda; Plagiorchiida; Echinostomatidae
Source: the annotation of a GenBank genome assembly